AUGGAUAUGGAGCUUCUGGAUAUCCAGCUGCAUGGUAGGAGAUUUACUUGGUCAAGGCCUAAUGGUCAAGCGAGGAGUCGUUUAGAUCGCUUUUUGGUUUCAGAAUCCUGGCUGGAGAGGUGGCCUAACUGCUCACAGUUAGUUCUUGAUCGUGAUGUUUCUGAUCACUGUCCAAUUCUUAUGCGGAGGGUACAAGGUUUGUCGGCUGGACAUGUGUUGAAAGAGAAGUUGAAGAGAUUGAAAUCUGAACUGAAACGGUGGAACUCUGAGGUGUUUGGUGACUUACGUUUGAAGAGGGCUGAAACAGUUCAAAAGAUUAAUGAGUUAGAUAGGAAGGAAGAGGAGGGAGGAUUGAGCACAGAGGAGUUAGGUUGGAUUAAGGAAGGGGAUCAAAAUUCAAGAUUCUUCCAUUCUACUAUUAAUUGGAGGCGGAAGGCUAAUUCCAUCGUGGGGCUUGUGAUUGAUGGUUGUUGGGAGGAGGAUUCGGCUAAGGUCAAGGUGGAAGUAAAGCGCUUCUUUGAAGAUAAAUUCUCUAGUAGACAAAUGAGUCGUCCAACGCUGGAUGGUGUGUCGUUCAGAGCAUUGGAUUCGGCUGAUAAUGCAUUGUUGACAGCAAGGUUUGAAAAGGAUGAGGUGUUGCAUGAUUUUUGGCGUAGUGGAGUGUGGCCCAAGGGGUGUAACACUUCCUUCAUUGCUCUAGUGCCUAAAAUUGAGUGCCCGCAGCAGUUGAAUGACUUCAGGCCUAUCUCGCUGAUUGGGUGUGUUUAUAAAGUAAUAUCUAACGUUCUUGCAAAUCGGAUAAGGCUGGUCUUGGGGAAAAUAAUUGAUGAGCAUCAAUUCGCCUUCCUUGUUGGACGCAAUAUGUUGGACAGCGUGGUUAUUGCAAGCGAGAUCAUCCAUGAAGCAAAAAACCUAAAGAAGGCCACCAUGGUGUUUAAAGUUGAUUAUGAAAAGGCGUACGAUUCGGUGGAAUGGGACUUUCUAACUUAUAUGAUGGCAAAAAUGAAUUUUAGUCCAAAAUGGGUGAAAUGGGUAACGAGUUGCCUUGAUUCUGCCAUGGUUUCUUUUUUACUUAAUGGGAGUCCUACAUCAGAGUUCAAAAUGGGGAAGGGUCUGAGACAAGGUUGA
Lotus japonicus is the source of this 1128-nucleotide messenger RNA. RefSeq lists its product as uncharacterized. Bases 1 to 1128 code for a protein of 375 amino acids. NCBI's taxonomy places the organism in Eukaryota, Viridiplantae, Streptophyta, Magnoliopsida, Fabales, Fabaceae. The record is from RefSeq and is a predicted model, not a curated record. The transcript is spliced from 4 exons.